AUGUCCAUAACAACCCUAGUGUCAACUUGUCUCUGGUUCUUGCUGGUGUCUAGAUUCGCAGGCGCAAACGAGGUCAACGUGAAUUGCCUGAGGAGCAUAAAAUCUCAAGUUAUAGAUCCGAAGCGAUCUUUAUCAAGUUGGGCAUUUCGCAACGUGAAUGCAACUUAUAUAUGCAGUUUUAUUGGUGUGGAAUGCUGGGAUGCGGACAGGGACAGGGUUUUGAAAAUGAAUCUUUCUGGUUAUGGUCUCCAAGGAGAAUUUCCUCAGGGUUUAAAUGACUGUUCUUCUUUGACAGGUCUAGAUCUAUCUAGGAACAACUUCUCUGGAGCUGUACCAUCUAAUAUAGCCUCCUUGAUUCCAUUCGUUACAACUCUCGACCUCUCUUACAAUCAAUUCUCCGGUGAAAUUCCAACAGAUUUAUCAAAUGUUACCUUUCUGAACACUCUCAUGCUUCAGCAUAACCAGUUCACCGGUCAGCUUCCUCCCGAGCUAGCGUCGCUUAAGCGGCUCAAAGAGUUCUCUGUGGCAUACAAUCACCUGACCGGUCCUGUCCCAGAAUUCAAUGAAGCCUUGGGAAUUGGACCGGAGAGUUUUGCUAAUAACACUGGUUUAUGUGGUUUGCCUAUGGAUUCUUGCAUUGAGCAGGAAGAAAAAGUGAUCCGGUUUGGGAAGAUGGGUGCAGUAAUUGGUGCGGCUGUGUUUGCACCAGUAGGCUUCACAUGCGCAGACGAGGCCAACGUAAAUUGCCUGAGGAGCAUAAAGUCCCAAGUUAAGGAUCCAAAUGGAUAUUUAACGAGUUGGGUGUUUGGCAACGAGACUGCAGGUUAUAUCUGCAAGUUCACUGGUGUGACUUGCUGGCAUGAUGACGAGAAUAGGGUUUUGAGCAUUGAACUUUCUGGUUUUGGUCUGGAAGGUGAGUUUCCUCAAGGGAUAAAGGAAUGUUCUGAUUUGACAGGUCUAUAUCUUGCUAGAAACAACUUCUCUGGAGUCUUACCAUAUAAUAUAGCCUCUUUGAUUCCAUCCGUUACAAUUCUCGACCUCUCUGACAAUCAAUUCUCCGGUGAAAUUCCAACCAGUUUAUCAAAUAUUACCCUUCUGAACAGCCUUACGCUUCGGCAUAACCAGUUUACUGGUCAGCUUCCUCACGAGCUAUCGUCACUGCAGCGGCUCAAGAUUUUGUCAGUGGCAUACAAUCAACUGACCGGUCCCAUCCCUAAAUUUAAUGAACAACACUUGAAAAUUGGAGUGGACGAUUUUGCUAAUAACGAGGGUUUGUGUGGUCGGCCUAUGGAUGCUUGUGCUGACCCGGACGAAGAUAUGAUCCGGUUUGGGAAGAUGGGUGCAGCAGUUGGUGCGGCUUUAUUUGCACCAUUAGUUGCGUUCUUAGACUCGUUUGUCUUCAAUGGUAGGAAGCAGAAACAAGGAGAUAUAUGA
Messenger RNA from Raphanus sativus (radish), 1434 nucleotides. RefSeq names its product probably inactive leucine-rich repeat receptor-like protein kinase At5g48380. Lineage: Eukaryota; Viridiplantae; Streptophyta; Magnoliopsida; Brassicales; Brassicaceae. Gene Ontology annotation, molecular function: receptor serine/threonine kinase binding. The record is from RefSeq and is a predicted model, not a curated record. The transcript has 2 exons. Bases 1 to 1434 code for a protein of 477 amino acids.